This is a messenger RNA of Paramecium primaurelia, 2229 nucleotides long. The record is from the annotation of a GenBank genome assembly. NCBI's taxonomy places the organism in Eukaryota, Ciliophora, Oligohymenophorea, Peniculida, Parameciidae.
AUGAUUUUAAUUUUUCUUCUUUGCUUGGAUGCUUUAAAAUCAAUUGAAAUUUAAACUUUAGACCCUUAUUAUCAAGUUGCUUAUCAAUCGGUAAAGAUUGAUGAUGAGAUUAUUCAGCCAAACCAAUUUUUUAGUUAUGGUCUUUGGUCUCGAUAUAAUCCUUUAAGUGCUAUAUCUUAAGUUGGUCCUGUUGGAAUUUUUGGAAGUAAUUGCUACUAAUUACUGAAUAUAAUUGAUAAGGUAGAUGGUGGAAUAACUUUUAUGUAUUUCGAUUGUUUACAUAAUGAGAAAUAUCAAAUAACAAAAGAAAUCAAAUUUGUUAAUGAUAAUGGAGAAUAGAAAGUUUAUGAAACUCAGAUUGAAGCAUAAGAAUAUGAAAGCUUUUGGUAUUUUCUUGAAAUAAUCUAAUGGCCAAUUAAAAAAAGAUUUGAAAUUUUUAUAAUAUCCCAAAAAGAAUAAAAAUUUUUUAUAAUGGAUUAAAUGAAAUCCCCAUUUAAGGGAAAGGAUUUACAAUUAACUUUUGGAGGAAGCUUGAUUGUAAGUAAAUCGAAAAUAGAAUCAGUGUUAAUCAAUCAGAAAUUCUCAUACUUUCCUGGAAAAAUUAUCAUGUAAUAGUUUAAGAUUCUGGAAGAAUUAAGUAUUGAUGAUUGGUUUGAAUAUGCAAAAAGUGUUUUUGAAGAGUAUGAAACUUGUAAUUGCUCGCCUAAUCAAGAAUUUUAAAUUCCAGAUUUAAACAUUAGCUCUAUUUAAAAGGGAGAAUUUGUUUCAGAAAAUAAAAAUUGCAAUUCUUUUUUUAUUUAAGGUUGGUUUAAAAUUUAAUAAAUUAUGGAUAAAGACUAUGUAUAUCUUUAUCCAUUUAUAAAAUUAGCAGGCAAUUUUGAAAAUCCAAAUUUAUCUAGUAAUAAUUUAUCUCCUGUUUAAGUAUUUUAUAAAUUGUCCAAUAUUUAACAUUAAAUUCUAAUUACUACAUAUAGUUUCACUUUUCCAUCAGUAACAAUAGAUUUCUAAGCUAAUCCUUUUUUAAUUGAGAAAACUUUUGAUAUUGUAAACAGUAUUACAUUAUGGCAUAAGAUUUAGAUUUAAUUGGAAAAUAGUUUAAUGGAUAUCUAGAUUAAAUUCUAUGAUAACUAUAUGAUUCAUGAAUAUAAUUAAUAAUUAGAAGUCCGUUAAUUUUAAGAGAAUUAAUUUAAAUUAUAAUUAGGAAAUUAUUAAUAGCUUGAAACAAAUCAGGUAAACUUAUUGAUACGAAACUUUGUUUUUUUUAAUUGUAAUUAAUCUUUUUCUUAAAAUAAUUGCCAUUAUACUUGUUAGGAAUGUGAUGGACCAACAAAAGAUGAUUGUUUAUCAUGUUCCGAAGAAAGCAAGAGAAUUUAUUUACCUGAAUAUAAAGUAUGUGUUUGUCCAUUAGAUACAAUCGAUAAUUUAAUUUUUAUAGAUUAUCUUGUAGCAUAGAUGAUGUUAAUCGAAGGAACAUUUACCAAUAAAGAAUGCCAAUAUGGCUAUUAUGAAUUAGAUGAUGAAUGCUAGAAAUGGUAUUUAUAAUUAUAAUUUAGUCCUUCAAUUAUCAAUUAAUAUUUGAUAACUUGUUUAGAAUGCAUCUAUAAUCCUAAAUCCUUUAGUAAAAAGCCAUAUUGCGGAGAUGUUUUAUCUAUUAGUUAAGCAAGCUAAACAGAAAAUUUUUACUGUUAAUUGCCAGAAUUAUUACUUUUUGAUGGCAUUGAUCAAAAUAAUUGUGCAUGUGGAAAUUUUAAAGCUUAAUCGAUAAUGAAUUAGAAAAUAUAUAUGUUGACUUCACAUAAAAAUCUUUAUAUUUUAAAAGCAUAUGUAUAACAGAAGAAUUUAGAUGUUAUUAAGUUAGUCAUUUUGAAUGUCCUGAAUAUUAUUUAUCAAUAGCUGGUAUUAAAUGUUCAUCAAAAAAGGAUGAAUUUGAAAAUUUUUAAGGAUAAUUUAAUACAUAAUUUGAUUAUAUUAUUACUUUUAAUUGUCAGUCUCUUAACUAUAUUACAAACCUUUACCAAUGCAAAUUAUGCCCUAUAAAAAACUGUAUAUAUUGUUUUGAAUACCAAUAAGGAGAUUCUUCCUUUAAAAGCACCUUGUAUGAGGAUUUUGAAAAUUUUGAAAUAGAUUAAAGCAUGUAAAUUGGUUGUGCGAUGUGUGAAUAAAAUUAUAUAUUUGAUUUUACUAUUGGCGAAUGCAUAGAAUAAUAAUCAAAAAUAUAAACAUGUUUGA